Carassius auratus (goldfish) is the source of this 4260-nucleotide messenger RNA. RefSeq names its product transmembrane protein 150A-like. Gene Ontology annotation, biological process: protein localization to plasma membrane. The record is from RefSeq and is a predicted model, not a curated record. NCBI's taxonomy places the organism in Eukaryota, Metazoa, Chordata, Actinopteri, Cypriniformes, Cyprinidae. Gene Ontology annotation, cellular component: plasma membrane. The transcript has 7 exons. Bases 525 to 1274 code for a protein of 249 amino acids.
CAGCAGUAUGAUUUAUACACUGGCAUCAAUCAAAUUAGUGUAAUGUGUAUGUUGUCCACAGUCCCAUUUCACUCAAAGUAUAUUUUUCUAGUUCUUAAAAAUGGACUGUGACUCUGUGACCCUUCGCUGUUGUGAUUUGGGUUGAGCAGUCUGAGAGCCACUGCUUUAAACUAACAAGCUCUCAGGACAGCUAUGAGUAAGAUCAUAAGUCAACAAUGGGACAAGACUGAGUUGACUCAACCGAAGUUUCCUUGUGGCUGUUAUAUUUUCUUGUCUUAAAGAAGGUGAUUACAAUAGAGGAGUGGCUGGAUUUGGUGGCAUGUCUCAGAGUAAGAAUGUUGCUCAUCUGGUAGAAGACACAGAACUGAUAAGGCCAGCAGACAAGUGAAAGAUGCUAAAGGACGUGUUUGCGUGUUUUUGAAGGGCUAAUAUGUCAGUCAAUUUUUCAAGACCUCCGUGGCAGGAUCACUUCUGAGAUUAUCAGCACUUUACUUUUUUUCUUGAACGGACUCUCUCGAAGAAACAUGGCUGUUUGGGUCAUCUUACCAAUUGUUCUGUGUGCCGUCUCAUUCAUCGGGUGUUGGACAGUAUACGGACUUGCAUUAAGUUAUAACCAUGUCUGCUCACUUACUAACUGGGAAUACAGAAACUCAUGUCACCCAAAUGAAACAGGGAUUUGCUGCACCAUGGAUAAUGUCCCCACCGUAAGCACAAGUGGAUCAAACUUUCCAGAAAACUCCCUUUUCACAGCAACAAUCAAUGCUGGUUCUUUUUUGUUUCUGAUUUUCUGUGUUUUUCAUCAUGCGCACAUCCUGGACAGGAACAGUGUUCAUUCUCUUCUCAGUAAGAUUGCAAUGAUUUUAGGCUGUGUGGUGUCUGUGAGCGCAUUCAUGGCAGGAAACUGCAAUCCAGCAGAGCUGAUGUUACUGCAUUACCUGGGUGCUGCUGUGAGCUUUGUGUUUGUGUGUCUGUACAUGACCAUCCUGACCUCCCUCACUAGUAAAUGUAUGCUGACGGGAUGUGAAAAUGUUCUCUAUCCACUACGCAUCAUCUCCUCAUUCAUCCAGAUUUCUGCCACCAUUCUCUAUGGCAUCUUCUUCAUCCAGGAGGAUUACUUCUACAAACACAUCUCUGCUGUGUUUGAAUGGUUUCUGUGUGUCAAUCUGGAGCUCUAUGAACUCAGCUACUUUGUGGAGUUCUACUUUUUCUCCUCAUCAAUGCUUUCAGUGCUUUUAGCAAAGAAAGAAGAAGAGAAAACACUCAUUAUGUCUUAAUGUAUAAAAUCCAUCCAGACUCUAUGGUAUUCAUAGUUUUCCUGUUAUGGAUUCACAAUAUAAGACAUUUUAAAUGCAACUUCAUUCAAACAGAAGAUCUACUCAGGAGACAUUUGGAAAAUUGUAAAGGGAUUGCACAUACUUUUGAAGUUGCAAUAUAAUGCACACACUUCCUCUUGAGAAUGCAAGCACUGAAAUUUACUUUGGAGCAGGAUACACAACAGGCACUUUUUACUACUAGUUUCUUCCUAAGCAUCUUUACUUUACAAAAUUCUGUAUCAUAUAACUACAAGAAUACCUUGCAAAUGCAAUAUUUGACUUUCUGUGAGCAAGAGUAACUUGGUUGGUGCAUGUUGCUCAAAAGAUUAAGUUUACCUCACACUUUUAAUCGAAUCAAGUGAUAAUGAUAAUGUGGAAAUCAAUAAAGUGUCACAAGGUGACAAGGUAAGAAUAACCCAUUUGUAGUCACAGGUUUUUCUCAAAUUCAAUUAUUUUUGCAUUAUACCUUAUUAAUAUGUCAGAACUUCAAUUCAGAGACUCUAUGGUCGAAUUAGGAGGACCAUAGCUAAGUGGUCCAGCCACAAAGAGCCGGUGUAUUUAGCCUCUGUAUCAUAGUUGCUAUUUAGUUUUAUAUAGAAGUACUCAGCAUUAUGAGUUUUCGAUGUUAAGAUGCACUUAUGACAAUUAAGUUUACAUGAAUUAAUUUGACUGCUGAAAUGUAGUUGUGUUUAAUGUUGUAAUGCUGCUUAAAAUAAUCUAGAGAUAAACCUCCUGUUGACAAAUACCUAUAAUUUAAAGAUUCCCUGAAAUCUGAAUGGUUUAACAGAAUAAUGGCCAGCUGGAUCUUACCAAACACACAUACACACACACACAGGUAUUAAUGCCAGGAGUAAUGUACAAUAAUUAAAUGUAAGUACUAACGUUUGAAACACCUGUUCUGUGUAAUUCUGACACACCCAUUGUGUUUAACUAAGAAAACCACUCUUGUAAGUAAUUCACUUGGGCGGGUGAAGCUCCAACUCUUAUCGUUGUUUUUCUGUUAAUGCUGUUAAACUGGUCAGGUUUAAUGGAGUAAUCAUCUAAAACGUAGUUCCCUUAUUGCCGUUUUUAUUAUUAAAUAAUGCAGUCUGUAAACUACUGGCCAUGUAGACUCAACAUUUUCACAACCAAAUAUGACAUUAACUUACAAUCUGCUUUAUGGUAACUUCCAGAGCAGGGAGAGGAGAUGCAGCACAGCUCAACAUUCAAAGUCAAGGUGGAGGAGUGAAUUUGUUUAGAAAGGUUAUGUACACAUACUGCUGCAGCUGAGGACUUUGCUCCUGUAGUAAAGAAUGAAGUAGAGUUCUGAAAGCAAUGAGUCCUAAAACCUGUUCGCAUUUUUGCACUGUUGAGCCAAAGUCUAUGUGUGUGGUAAACACAAGCUCAAGGUAUUUUCACUUUAUAUUUUACCACAUAAAACAUAUCAGGAAAACUCAUGUGAUUUAAUUUUUUGUAGGGGGUUGCUAAAACGGGGCUAAAUAAGACAAAAAAAGGGGUUGUUUCUUCACUCUGAACAAGAAAAAUUAUCCACUCAUUAGUUGGCUUUAACAUUCGUUGCAUUUACAUUUAUGAUUUAUGACAUUUACUUUUUUUUUUUAGAGAGAGAGAGCUUAGUGAUGGCCAUGUUAAUGUUGUGCAACCUUUUUACUCAUGGUGACUGUAUCUAGGCUUUAGAAUCUAUAGAAGCUGUGUUCAUUUGUGAAGAUUACCUUGAUAAUCAAAAUGUAUUUUUAUUAAAUAAAUUAACUUAUUUAAGAUUUGUCCACUUUUAUUGGCCUCAGAGUUUAUUUUCUGUAAUAAUCCAAAUCCUAGUGGCUUUUUAAUCGAGAGAACCUGCGUGAGGCAAGCUUAUGGUUUUGCCUACAAACACAUCAUACCUGCAGAACUCUAUUAGUUUACCUGAUUGGUUAAAUGUAUUUGUGCAGAUGACAACACAUUACACAUUUGUUUAAUUUCAAGAUAGGUUUGAGUCAAGAGAAUAAAUAUUCAGGAAGAAAUGCACAUGUUAAUGCAAAGCACAUAACUUUUACUUUGAAAUAAGGUCAUAUACAUCCUGGAAUCACAGAUAAUAAAGAUACAUUAUGAGCAAAAUAAAUUCACAAUGAACAUCCUUUCUUCUUUCUCUGAUCCAAAGAGUGGGGAAAACUAGAAGAUGUCUACAGUAUCAAUAAGGGGACAGGUGGUAGCAAACCUAAAAGCAAGUAUGUCCAGGCAUUCACUGAAUACACUGGAGGAAAAAGAAAAGUAGUACGGUAGUACAAAUAAACAAAAAAACGGCAAGCAGUAGUCAACAUUGCCAAGAACUUCAAAAAAAUAACUGCAAGAAAACAGGAGCUUGAUUUUCCCGGUGUUCCUCUCACUACAUAGUUCAAUUGUAAUGCAUAUCAUAAAUAGAUGAAGAGGAGAAGCACAACUGUUAGAUAAGUCUACAAGCAAGAUGCCACAAUUCCAGCAUAGCUGAAAGAAUAAAUGACCACUCCUCCAAAUUCCAAACUUGGAGCGCGACCGAAAGUAAUCCUUUACAAACCUUUAAGAUAAGUCAGUCUGCAGGAGCCUCUGCAAUCACUUCUCAUGCCAAACACCCUCCAAACAAAGCAUGCUAAAACAGUUCGGCCCUUUCAAUGUCCAUGUGGAUUAAGUUGUGGGUUUAUUUGUUCGUCUGAUGGUGAGAAAGAAAUGUUAAAGCAAAGAACGGCAUGUCUCUUAUCUAAGCCUUAGAAACUCUUCAGCUAGUUAAGUCUCGAUUAGUCCUUAAAACUCUCCCAAAUGACGAUAAUGAUAUCAGUAACAUCUAGCUCAACUCGUACAGCGUUAUCUGAUGCGGUCCUCUCUCAGGUCUAGACAAGUAGACGUCCCUGAUCCACACUGCAACGGUGCCGAUCAUUUCAGGCUGGAGAGCACUACAUUUACAUAUUUGACUUUUUUUUUUUUUUUUUUUUUUUUUUUA